This is a messenger RNA of Calidris pugnax (ruff), 2235 nucleotides long. RefSeq names its product motile sperm domain containing 1 (gene MOSPD1). NCBI's taxonomy places the organism in Eukaryota, Metazoa, Chordata, Aves, Charadriiformes, Scolopacidae. The transcript is spliced from 7 exons. The coding region runs from base 221 to 919 and encodes 232 amino acids. Gene Ontology annotation, cellular component: cytoplasm. The record is from RefSeq and is a predicted model, not a curated record.
CGGCCGGGGGGCGGAGGGGCAGGGAGCAGUCCGCCGCCGUCCCGGCAGCCAUAGCGACGACGCUACCUGCGGCGAGGGCGGCCGGCAGGGGGGCGGACAAAGGCGGCCCCGGAGGGGAAUUGCCAAAAUGCUUUGGAAUUCUUAAACGAUUCACAAACUGAAGUCUCUGAGGAUACAAAAUCAUAAGAACACGAGAAGCAGCAAGGAGGAUUCAGUGCCAAUGCAGCAACAAAAAAGACAGCCAGAGUUAGUGGAAGGAAAUCUUCCUGUUUUUGUUUUUCCUACAGAACUUAUAUUUUAUGCAGAUGACCAGUCGACACACAAGCAGGUGUUGACUCUAUAUAACCCCUAUGAGUUUGCCUUAAAAUUCAAAGUUCUUUGUACAACUCCAAAUAAAUAUGCGGUGGUUGAUGCUACUGGUGCUGUGAAGCCUCAGUGCUGUGUUGAUAUUGUGAUUCGUCACAGAGAUGUUCGGUCUUCUUACUAUGGUGUGAUAGAUAAAUUCCGUCUACAAGUGUCUGAGCAGAGCCAGAGGAAAGCAUUAGGGAAAAAGGAGAUUAUUGCUACACUACUUCCAUCUGCAAAGGAACAACAACAACAAAAGGAAGAGGAGGAAAAACGAAUAAAAGAACACCUGGCUGAAAGUGUCUUUUUUGAGCAGACUUUGUGUCAACCAGAAAACAGAACUGCCUCAUCGGGACCUAGUUUACUAACAGUCUUCCUAGGAAUAGUGUGUAUCGCAGCACUAAUGCUACCUACAUGGGGGGAAAUGGAAUCCCUGGUGCCUCUCUACCUCCACUUAAGUGUGAAUCAAAAGUUAGUAGCUGCUUAUGUUUUAGAUUCGAAGAACAGUCACUCUAAACUCAAUUCUCCUGUCCCGUUGCCUAGCAGAAAGGAGGAUUUAAAGGAACGGAGCUAGGCAGCUUCAAACUGAUAGCUAGAGGUCUCAUCACCAUGGUUAUUUUGAGAACAUGAGCAAUGAGUCCAUAGGAUGUCAAACACCUUACUGUAUAUUCACAUCAUGAAUGUGGACUGCCUUUUACUCCCAUUUGGCUCACUAAGGCACUAGCAAAACCCUUCAGUGAUUUCAGAUACCUUCAGAAGUGUAAUAUAUUUUAACUAUGUAUAAUAAAUGAAAGACUCAAAGCACUUUUGGGUGCUUCUGUAACAGACAGCUAUGAAAUGUUCAGUGAUACCUGUGAAAAUUAAUUUGAAACAAAAACCUUUUAUAUCUACGCCUACUGUAAAAAAAAAAAAUCCUUAUUAAAGCAACGUUUGUUAAUUUUUAGUCUUACGUUCACAUCAGUGUGUGAUCACUAUAAAAGCAAACUUGUCUUCUGUAAAACCUCCCUUUGGUUUGUGGUUGUAGCUGGCGAGGCCAGUGCGGAACAUGUGUGUGUACAGAUCGGGGGGCCGAGGGGCAUGGCUGAAGUGGGGAAGAAAAUGAAAAACUAUGAAAUAAACCAUGAAUUUUAGGUGAAGAAGUAAUUCUCAAAUUCCUUCCUUCUUUACCAAUAUAUUGGGAGUGCUUAUUUUCUUAUCUGGGGGGAAAUAAUUUCUGCAACAGCCGUUUUGUAUCACGAUUGUAGACAAUAAAAUCAGGUUCUAUAACCAGAUCCUUUCCUUCCUUAGGGACGCAUGCACUGUGGGAAUUAAGUGGCUUGAACAGAAGCUGAACUCCCACUGCACACCAAUAUAACAUUCUGCAUUUUUUUCCUAUUUUAGAGACUAAACCAUGUAUAAAAGCUAAACCGCAGGCAUUUCUCUACACCUUCCCUUCCCCCCCAGCUGCAUGAGGGGAUUUCUUUUGGGUCAGAAUCAGCCCAUUUUAUAUUGGAGGUGACCAUUUAUCUUGUUUCAUAUAACAACUGCUUCCCUUCAUUUGAUGUUUUGUUGUUGAGAUGUUAAGUUUAAAAAUACUUGUACUGAAGGGCUGCUGUCCCUGCCUUUCAGUCAGACACGAAUCUUCAUAAGAAGCCUCUAGCAUAUGCUCUGAUCUAUAUAAAAAAACACUUGGGAAAUUAAGCUUCCUUUGCCCCUGCAUGUUAUGGGUCACUUUUCUGUUUAUGCACGGACAUACAAAGAAACCAUGUGGAAAUGAGUGUUGCUUAAAAAGAAAAAAAAGAGGAGAAAGGUUGAAUUGAAGUUGUUAAUCACUGUACAUUUUUUCUCAUAUAUAAAAUACAACGAAGUAAGUCUCUACAGGGCAAUAAAAUGUUACCCACUUGGAUUCUC